AUGACACAAGCUAUGACCAUCACCGAGCUCUCGCCUCGCCCCUCUGCUAUCCAGUUCUCUGAGAAUGAAGAUCCUCGAGGCCGCAGCGGUGCAAUUCACCCACUUUCAGUUCACGAUGAAGAACAUGAGACGCCAGCGGUCCUGUCUGGAAUCCCUCUGACCAAGACCAAGACGAGCGAGUCGACAAAUUCAAAGUCAAGUGGACGUCGCAGGUCUCUCGCAGAGUUUGCAGAACGCCUCCGCUCGCGCUCCCACUCCCGGUCCCGACCCAACAGCGGCAUCUUCAGCAAUAGUGAGAACACCAAGGACCGUCGCAAAUCUAGCGAUGAGGACUAUCAGUUCAAAUACUCGCGUCGUAAAUCCUCGGAUUUCACGGGCGAGUAUGCGGACGUGGCACGAGCACAGGCAUUGUACAUGGAGAAGCUGAGAGAGGAGCAAGAGAGGAAGAACGUCAAACAAAACAUUGAUGGACUACCUAUCCCUCCGCCUAUCCAGCGUCGUCGAUCGAGCGUGGCGCAGAUUCUGGGUAUCGACAAGCCCUUGUUAUCGCGAUGA
Messenger RNA from Gamsiella multidivaricata, 555 nucleotides. RefSeq lists its product as uncharacterized. The coding region runs from base 1 to 555 and encodes 184 amino acids. The transcript has a single exon. Lineage: Eukaryota; Fungi; Mortierellomycota; Mortierellomycetes; Mortierellales; Mortierellaceae. The record is from RefSeq and is a predicted model, not a curated record.